This is a messenger RNA of Pseudoliparis swirei, 1207 nucleotides long. RefSeq lists its product as uncharacterized. The transcript has 2 exons. Lineage: Eukaryota; Metazoa; Chordata; Actinopteri; Perciformes; Liparidae. The record is from RefSeq and is a predicted model, not a curated record. The coding region runs from base 21 to 1124 and encodes 367 amino acids.
GGAAACCGGGCCUCGUCUUAAUGCAGCGCGACGGGAGCCUGAUGAUCCCCAACCCCGGCCGCCUACACCGCGGCAUGUACUACUGCCUCCUGCGGCACGCAGAGGGAACCACACUGUGGCCCUACGAGCUGCACGUUGACCGCGAGCACACUCGAAGCGGAGCGCUCCGGUUCAACCGGGACGUGGAGCCGGCGGGAGCCUCAGGCGGUCGGCUCGCCGGAGCUGUGGCAGCGUCAGUGCUGUUGACCUUUGUGGUGGGCUUCAGCGCUGGAGCUCUCAGCAGGACUCCAGUUCUCAGGUGUUUAGGAGCAGUUACUACAAGGUUGCGAUCACCAUCGCAACAACAUUGCCGAACUGAGGUCACUAUGACAACCCUGCCGCCAAUGUACGACAACCAGGCCUUUAAGAUGGCGCACGACGACGCUGCAGAUUGUGCAACCGAGGAGACGACAACACCUCCCCCUGCCAAACCUCAAAGAAGCUUCCGGCAAAAACGGCAGGAGGCGGCGCAGAACCCCACGGCCUAUCUGGAGGGAUGUGACAACAUCGAGGAAGAAGGAGGGAGUCAGAAGGAAAGGAAUAAAGGGUGUGAUGGGGAGGCAGAGGAGGAAAGAGAGGUCUGUGGUUUCUAUCUGGAGGACGGAGUGAGUCAAAGAGAAACAGACGAGGACAAGUGCAGUGAGGAUGUAGAGGAGAAAGAUGGAGAGAGCAAGGAGGAAAAUGAGGGGUGGAGACAGGUGGAGGACAGGAGCAAGGAGGAUGGAGGCGAGAGGAAGGGAAAUGCGCAAAAGAGGAAAGAUCAAGAAGAGGUAGAAGACAGAGAGGAGAGGAAAGAGGAUGAUGGAGAGACAGGCAUUAGCAAACGGGAGGAGGAAGGGGGAGACACUCCGUUGUCCCCGGGCCGCCGUAGCCGCGUCAUCCGCCUGUACCAGUACGACGAGGACGGCCGGCGAUACGAUCACCUUCCGGACGCCGCUGCCGAGCCAAACCCGGCCCAGAGGCGCAAGCAGCGCUCCCUGUCAUUGACGCGCCUCAACGCCAUCAUGGCCGCCUCAGCGGGGCCCCUGGACACAAGAGAGACGGACAGGGGAGAGGAGAGGCCCCACUUCCACAUGGAGAUAUAGACCCUCUCACAGGUGGCCGUCUUCAAAAAGAAGCACAUGAUGGCGGCACGAGGAGUUUUGCCCCAAUAUCACGACAGUGUUUU